This is a messenger RNA of Dentiscutata erythropus, 987 nucleotides long. Lineage: Eukaryota; Fungi; Glomeromycota; Glomeromycetes; Diversisporales; Gigasporaceae. The record is from the annotation of a GenBank genome assembly.
UGGGAAGUCGACAAUAUUAACGUAACAGAUAGAUUUCGGGACUACCAAAAAAAUAUACUCAGGAAGGCGGAGCGAGAAGGUUUAAAUUACGAAAACAUUUACGAAUCUCUAGCAUUAUCUUCAAUCAUUGUUCUUAGCUGGCCGUGUCCAUAUCCUAAGAUAUUUACGAAUCAAGAAUGGGCAGAAAUUAUAAAAUCAAAUCCAUACACUAUUAAAAACUCCCCACUUUCAAAAGAGGUUUCAACGUCUCUUCAUGAAGCAACUUGUAACAGUUUCAUCGGUGAAGAUGUUUUUAUGAAUGGUGGAAAAACGAAGCUAAGUAGAGAUGUAGCGUGCUCAUUCAAUGAUUUAUAUAAUGGCCUAUUAAUGUCCCCAUCAAAAAUGACGGAAAAAAUAACAGAAGAAGAACAUUGUUACAUGUUUCUCUACCCAGUUAUUAAACCCUUCUUUCUUAAUCCUUUAAGGGAGUACAAACUUGUUUUGAACCGUGCAACAUCAGGGUCAAGAAAAAGGCCCGACCUUUCUUGUGUAGUUGACGAUGUCACAAUUCUCAACUCGGAAAUAAAACCUUUAAAAUGUACACCACUACAGCAGAAAAAAGAUACCGUAAAAGCACAAUUACGAGCCCGCAAAUCAAUUAAUAUGCAACUACAAAAAAAAGGUGGACCAGCCGAAGCCGGUAUAUUUUUAAAUAUGGGCGAAUGGAUGGAAUCGUUUUUCAUGGACCUAAGGUAUGACGGACUAUACCGUUCCUGGAUGUUUCUUAGGACAAAGUUAGUAGUAGAGAAGGCUUCAACCCCAUUAGCAGAGUCUGCAAUUAGCCACGUUAUUGCUUUGGAAGAACGUGUUGGAAAGCUUGCAGAGGAAUACAAAUAUCGAGAUAGUCAAAAUAAUCAAAAAAAUCGAACUGAUCAAACUAUGCCACCUACAUCUUUCAUUCGUAAAUUUCCAAAUACUCCACAAGUAAAAUUGUUACUUAACCUAUAA